Homo sapiens (human) is the source of this 797-nucleotide messenger RNA. RefSeq names its product H1.5 linker histone, cluster member (gene H1-5). NCBI's taxonomy places the organism in Eukaryota, Metazoa, Chordata, Mammalia, Primates, Hominidae. Gene Ontology annotation, cellular component: nucleosome; chromosome; chromatin. Gene Ontology annotation, biological process: nucleosome assembly. The record is from RefSeq and is marked reviewed. Gene Ontology annotation, molecular function: chromatin DNA binding; structural constituent of chromatin; DNA binding. The transcript has a single exon. Bases 60 to 740 code for a protein of 226 amino acids.
AACGCAAAACCUGCUCUUUAGAUUUCGAGCUUAUUCUCUUCUAGCAGUUUCUUGCCACCAUGUCGGAAACCGCUCCUGCCGAGACAGCCACCCCAGCGCCGGUGGAGAAAUCCCCGGCUAAGAAGAAGGCAACUAAGAAGGCUGCCGGCGCCGGCGCUGCUAAGCGCAAAGCGACGGGGCCCCCAGUCUCAGAGCUGAUCACCAAGGCUGUGGCUGCUUCUAAGGAGCGCAAUGGCCUUUCUUUGGCAGCCCUUAAGAAGGCCUUAGCGGCCGGUGGCUACGACGUGGAGAAGAAUAACAGCCGCAUUAAGCUGGGCCUCAAGAGCUUGGUGAGCAAGGGCACCCUGGUGCAGACCAAGGGCACUGGUGCUUCUGGCUCCUUUAAACUCAACAAGAAGGCGGCCUCCGGGGAAGCCAAGCCCAAAGCCAAGAAGGCAGGCGCCGCUAAAGCUAAGAAGCCCGCGGGGGCCACGCCUAAGAAGGCCAAGAAGGCUGCAGGGGCGAAAAAGGCAGUGAAGAAGACUCCGAAGAAGGCGAAGAAGCCCGCGGCGGCUGGCGUCAAAAAGGUGGCGAAGAGCCCUAAGAAGGCCAAGGCCGCUGCCAAACCGAAAAAGGCAACCAAGAGUCCUGCCAAGCCCAAGGCAGUUAAGCCGAAGGCGGCAAAGCCCAAAGCCGCUAAGCCCAAAGCAGCAAAACCUAAAGCUGCAAAGGCCAAGAAGGCGGCUGCCAAAAAGAAGUAGGAAGCUGGCGUGUGAAAACCGCAACAAAGCCCCAAAGGCUCUUUUCAGAGCCACCCA